Messenger RNA from Caenorhabditis briggsae, 2070 nucleotides. RefSeq names its product Protein CBR-SMP-2 (gene Cbr-smp-2). The coding region runs from base 1 to 2070 and encodes 689 amino acids. Gene Ontology annotation, molecular function: chemorepellent activity; semaphorin receptor binding. Gene Ontology annotation, biological process: neural crest cell migration; axon guidance; negative regulation of axon extension involved in axon guidance. Lineage: Eukaryota; Metazoa; Nematoda; Chromadorea; Rhabditida; Rhabditidae. The transcript has 9 exons. The record is from RefSeq and is a predicted model, not a curated record.
AUGUUGUACCGAAUAUUCAAUCUUCUAAUUCUUUCCCAAUUUGGCUCAAGCUCAUUUUUCAGCGCAGAUACGAAUGUGUCUCGGGUGGAUGUAUCACAUUUAACCCGAAUAUUGUCGUUUCCCAAGAGUCAGAAACUUGUGGUUCUUCAUAAAGUUCCGAAUGAGUUUUUCAUUCUUGGUGGUCAAAACCGUGUCUACAAUGUAUCCAUCAGUUCAAUGACCGAAAUCAGUAGAUAUGAGUGGUCAUCAAGUGAGGAAGCACGGAAAAAUUGCGCUGCUAUCAGUCAGAAUCCCGCAUCUUGUGAAAAUUACAUCCGAACGUAUUUUGAACUAACAAGUGAUACCUUUAUUCUAUGCGGAACCCAUGCAUUACAGCCAACAUGUGCGGAGUUCAAAAGAGAGAACACAAAACCACUCCGUUUGAUUUCGGCAGUUGGAAUGUCUCCGAUUGAUGCAGAUUCCACUUCACCAUUCAUUCGAUCCAAUGAGAAUAUUAUAACAGUCAAUGUAGCUGAACUCUCAUCUUCUGAACCUCUUCUGAUUCGAAGAAACGUCGUCAAAAUGUGGAAAGGGAUAGAGAACGAUGUCAUUCUGAGAACGCCACGUGGAUUGAGCUCUUUUGAGCAAGCAAAUUUUCUUUCGAUGCAUAAAGUGAAAAAGGAAGUGCUCUUCUUCUUUUCUGAAUCUCCAAUGGAAACCGAAGGAUGUGGUCUACACAAAGUGGCGCGUGUGGGACGUGUUUGCGAAGACGAUCCCGGCGGCAGAUUAUCCUACAACAAAGAAUGGAGUUCUUAUGAGAAGGCAAGAAUUGAAUGUUCCAUCGAAGAGAAUGAUACAGACACUUUCUAUUUCAAUCAGUUUGCUGGUGUUGCUGAAUCUCCAAACUCGUUUUAUGGAGCAUUUCGAUCUCAGCUGGCUGGAAUCGGAGCUUCUGCUAUUUGUAAAUACAGUAAAAAAUCGAUUUCGAAAAGUUUUGCAAGUGGAUUCAGAGAUUCUGAUUCUCCGGAUUCUUGUGCAAAAGCCAAUGAGUUAGAAGAACUGAGUAGGCUUCGAUUAAAGCCAUUAAUAAAACAUAAAAUAUCAGCGAAUCCAAUUUAUAUAUUCCACGGUAAAGAUCGUUUUGUCCAUGUUUUGGCUCAAGAAGAUUCUCGAGAUCUCAGUAAUCGUUCUUUUGAUAUCCUAUACGUUGGAACUAAUCUUGGAAAUAUUCUGAAAAUCGUUAUUUCCAAUUCUGAACCAGGUUCCAAUGUAACAGGCAGACAUGCUGUAACAUUAAAAGUUCUUCCAUCAAACUCCAAAAUAACGGACAUGAGUUUGUAUACAAAAAAUGGAGUGGAGGAGCUGAUUGUAGUAACCGAACAGAGUGUAAGUCAUACUAAAACAUUAACUGCAUACUAUCUGAAUAUUCAGGUUAUCAAAGUACCAUCUGCCACGUGUCACUUGGCAACCAACUGUGCCGAAUGUCUUUCUCAUGGAGAUCCACAUUGCGCAUGGGCUGAUGGAGCCGAAUGUAUCGAUAUACGAACGGAUCGAAGAAAGUCUGCCAGUCAAGAUAGUGGAACUUGUGAUGUUGUCAGUUUUGAUAAUCAUAAGCCAGUGUUAAUACCGCCUCUGAAGAAUAGUGAGUUACUGGUUUUCGAGCAAAUAACAAUCAAAUUGAUUCAGAAGAUUCUCUUAAAGUUCCGGUAUGCCUAUGCGAAACGGAAAAGGUUAAGAAACCAUGUGCCACUGAAGUUAUUCAAAAGGAAAUUGUUUUAUCUGGAAGUUCCGGUAAAUCAGUUCAAUCAACCAUGGAAAUACAUAACCGUUUUUGCUGUCGGAGUUCUAACAGGUUCAAUCUUCAACUACUGUUAUUUCUAUUUCAGCAGGAAUCUUGGGGGUAAAACUGCUCCAUCAUCUCGUUCGUCGUCUUCAAUGACUCGCCCAAUCACCACAACAUCUUCUACACGUGUUCCAAUCGACGCAUUCACAACGUCUUCAAUUGCUGAUGAAAUGUUCUCAUCAACUCUUUCCUCAGCCAACAGAUUCAACACAGUGUCAAUGCAUUCCUCAAUACGCACGUAUUGCUAA